Molecule: messenger RNA, 2128 nt
Organism: Pelobates fuscus (common spadefoot toad)
Lineage: Eukaryota; Metazoa; Chordata; Amphibia; Anura; Pelobatidae
Gene: CDK5R2
Product: cyclin dependent kinase 5 regulatory subunit 2
Exons: 1
Coding region: 1-963 (320 amino acids)
Biological process (GO): axon guidance; brain development
Cellular component (GO): protein kinase 5 complex; growth cone; cytoplasm
Molecular function (GO): cyclin-dependent protein serine/threonine kinase activator activity; protein kinase binding
Source: RefSeq, a predicted model, not a curated record
AUGGGCACCGUCCUGUCACUGUCUCCGGCUCCUGGCAAAGCAGGCCCUUUGGAUGACAAAAAGCCAGAGGCUCCUGGAGUUGGAGGUGGAUACUCUGCUAUCCCGAACAGUAAAAAUGGGGGCAGCAAACCAGAGAAAAGCCUGAAGCGACACUCUGUGCUGAUCUCUGCCCUCACCUGGAAGAGGCUGGUAGCGGCAUCUGCCAAGAAAAAAAAUGCCAAGAAAAUCAACCCAAACCCAGGGCCCAUCAAUGGACCUCUACUCCCUAACAACAACCCAGUGGAGCAGUUAAAUCAUGAGAACCUGCGCAAGUCUCAGGCCAGCCCUGGGAGGAGGGAGCCCAAACCUGUACCGGUACCCACGGUUCCAAAUGGGCCAUCAGAGGGUCAGAAGAUCCAGCAGCAGCUGGUGGCUGUCCAGAAGCAGGCAAGUGGCCGAUCACUAUGUUCGCCCCGUCGGGUGAUAGUACAAGCUUCUACAGGCGAAUUACUUCGAUGCCUUGGAGAGUUUGUUUGCCGCAGGUGCUACCGUCUGAAAGAGUUAAGUCCUGGAGAACCUACCAUGUGGUUCCGUAAUGUUGACCGCUCUUUGCUUCUGCAAGGAUGGCAAGACCAAGGUUUCAUAACGCCUGCCAAUCUAGUUUUUGUCUACCUGCUUUGCAGGGAGGCAAUAGGAGAUGAACUGGCUAGUGAAUAUGACCUACAAGCCUCCUUUCUUACCUGCCUGUAUUUGGCUUAUUCAUAUAUGGGCAAUGAGAUUUCCUACCCUCUGAAGCCCUUUCUGGUGGAGACCGAUAAGGAGGUCUUCUGGCAACGUUGCCUGAGCAUCAUUGACCGCAUGAGUGCCAAAAUGCUUCAGAUCAACUCUGAUCCUCAUUUCUUCACUCAGGUCUUUCAGGAUCUGAAGAAUGAAGGGGAAACCAGGGAAUCUAAUGGCCACUGGACUAUAAACUUGGACCGCUAGGGAGGUGAGCUUGGGAUGGACAAACCUGGAUGCAAUUAACCACUGUCCAUGAUCAACCUGAAUACUGAGGCCUAAGUCCCAGGUUAAGGGGCUGCUGAUCAGAAAGCAGACACUCUGACAUUUUGGUUUACUGCUAUUCCGCACUGAGUUUUGGGUGGUUUUGGGGUGCCUCGUGGCAAUCUUACAUUGGGGAGCUUUAAACCAUUGAUUUAUUCACUGCCAGAGGUCUGGAACACCUCUUGAUCUCUACUUCUGGUAGUGAAAAGAUUAAAGAAAUAAUACUAAUGGGGUGAGCACUCAUCACUUUUGUUUUUAUUUUAUUUUAUUUAUUAUUUAUUUGCUAAGAUAGUCGUGCCACAUGACUUCAGCGUUUUUGAUACCUCACAUCUCCAAGAACAUAAAUGAAGGCUUUGCUUUACUGAUCUGUCUAGGGAUUUAUGGUCUAUUUGCUGCACAAGGUGAUAGUACCAAAUAGAAAUCUAGUUCAUUAUUUUGUUACUAUUGAAUUUCUCUUGGGAACUAACUAAGGCACUUUUGAAAUGAUCUCCUAGGUUAGGACAUCUCACUUUCAGCAACACUUAAUCCUUGCACCUACUCCCUACUAUACAUUCUAGUACAAUAAUGUCAUUGGCUCCUAAAGGAUUCAUGUAGAGAGAUGUCUAUCUAUUGCCUUUCUCUGUGCUACUAUGAAUCACAGUACACAGGGGGGCUUCCUGUAUUUUUCUAAACAUGCAUGUGGCUGUAAAUCAUUUUGUGUUGAACAUUUUUGCAUAUUUUGUUGAACGGAAAAUUCUGGAUCACUUGUAAACCCUAUAUGCCAGUUAGCUGAGAUUGUUUUAUUUAAUAACCUUGAAUUCACCCUUCUACAAUGUACACGGUGUUUAUUCACAUUUGAUGGAGCCUUCAUCUGACAUUUGGCUGCUGUCCUUAGUGCUGGUUAAGCUGGGCAUAACACGUUUCAGAUAUCUAAAACCUCAUAGGAUGUAUGAAUGUAACCGAUUUAAAUAGAAAUGGGGAUUUAAAGAAAACCAAACAGAAAAUGCGCAUUAUGUUUGACAAUGAAGCUGUACAAUGUGCCAACGGUGUUCAAAUGUACAAAAAAAGCGUAUUGUUUUAUAUUGUAUAUUUAACAAAAAAAGGAAACAUAAAAUGUGAUUCUGGAUUC